This is a messenger RNA of Symphalangus syndactylus (siamang), 1167 nucleotides long. Its product is annotated as leucine-rich repeat-containing protein 19. Gene Ontology annotation, biological process: interleukin-8 production; positive regulation of non-canonical NF-kappaB signal transduction. Gene Ontology annotation, cellular component: plasma membrane. The record is from RefSeq and is a predicted model, not a curated record. Gene Ontology annotation, molecular function: protein binding; signaling receptor activity. NCBI's taxonomy places the organism in Eukaryota, Metazoa, Chordata, Mammalia, Primates, Hylobatidae.
UAUCAGGUCAACAACAUGAAAGUCACAGGCAUCACAAUCCUCUUUUGGCCCCUCUCCAUGAUAUUAUUAUCAGACAAAAUCCAGUCUUCUAAAAGAGAAGUCCAAUGUAAUUUCACUGAAAAAAAUUAUUCCUUGAUUCCAGCAGAUAUCAAGAAAGAUGUUACUAUACUCGACCUCAGUUAUAACCAAAUUACUCUUAAUGGUACAGACACAAGAGUUCUACAGACAUACUUUUUACUCACAGAGCUCUAUUUGAUUGAGAACAAUGUUACUAUCUUACAUAAUAAUGGUUUUGGUAACCUCUCCAGUCUAGAAAUUUUAAAUAUCUGUAGAAACUCCAUCUAUGUAAUUCAACAGGGUGCAUUUUUAGGCUUAAAUAAACUAAAACAGUUAUAUCUCUGCCAAAACAAAAUAGAACAACUGAAUGCUGAUAUAUUUGCACCUCUAAGAAACCUAAAACUUCUGAAUCUGCAAGGCAAUUUGAUUAGCUAUUUGGAUGUACCACCACUAUUUCAUCUGGAAUUAAUAACUUUAUAUGGAAACCUAUGGAACUGCUCUUGCAGUCUAUUUAAUUUGCAGAACUGGUUGAACACAUCAAAUGUGACAUUAGAAAAUGAGAACAUCACCAUGUGUAGCUACCCCAACAGCCUGAAGAGCUACAAUAUCAAAACAGUACCUCAUAAGGCUGAAUGCCACUCAAAAUUUCCUUCACCAGUAACUGAAGAUCUUUAUAUUCAUUUUCAGCCCAUCAGCAAUUCAACAUUUAAUAGCUCUUCGAACAACUUAACAAGAAAUUCAGAACAUGAACCUCUUGGAAAAAGUUGGGCUUUUCUUGUUGGUGUUGUUGUCACUGUACUGACGACUUCACUUCUCAUUUUUAUUGCUAUCAAAUGCCCAAUAUGGUACAAUAUUCUGCUUAGUUAUAAUCAUCAUCGCCUGGAAGAGCAUGAAGCAGAAACCUAUGAAGAUGGUUUUACUGGAAAUCCAAGCUCUCUUUCACAGACACCAGAAACAAACUCUGAAGAAACGACAGUAAUAUUUGAACAAUUAGAUUCAUUUGUGGUAGAUGAUGAUGGAUUUAUUGAAGACAAAUAUAUAGAUAUCCAUGAAUUAUGUGAAGAAAAUUAAUUUCUUUCAAAGUUUGCUUUUUAAAACAAAGUUAUCAGC